AUGCAAACAACUCACGACAUGGAGGUUUGUUCAACAGUCACCACCAAGAAGCUCACAAGCCUCGCGAAGCUAAUCCUCUUUACCAUCCAGAAGGUCUCUGACGCCUCACGUCACAAACUCCUCACAACCCUCGAUCCUCAAUUACUCGCCAAACGUGGCAAGAUCCUACGCAAAUCCUUAAACGACGCCGUAACCACUUCCCACUCACGCAUCACUUGUCGUCCUUCCGACCACCAUGACGUCCGAUCCUCUUUCAUCUCCCCUGUCCCGAUCCAGCUGGAGUACGAGUUCAGCUGCAGCAGCACCCCACCGAGACGUUCCUACGCUUCUACAACCACCGGGUGCCACGUCAGCAACGGACGGCGUAGCGGGUCCCGCAAACCUCUUAUCAACAAGCGCCAGCGCCACGCGUAUAUCCGAUAUAACACACUCCCUAAGGUUCGAGAUUCCGUCUGGGACCGACACGUGGCAGCGGCCGUGUUUCCGGACGUAGCUAGCAGUACGGGAACCAUGGAUAGCUGCCACGUGGACAGAGCUGCGGAGGAGUUUAUACAGAGGUUCCAUAGACAGCUGAGGUUGCAGAGAUGGAUGAUGGCUCAGGAGGUUUAA
Messenger RNA from Microthlaspi erraticum, 609 nucleotides. NCBI's taxonomy places the organism in Eukaryota, Viridiplantae, Streptophyta, Magnoliopsida, Brassicales, Brassicaceae. The record is from the annotation of a GenBank genome assembly.